CCUCGGGCCGGACUUGCGCUACGCCAGGCAGGCGGCGGCAGGAGGGUCGCUCUGGGCCGGCAUUUGGACUCCGGGACGUAGGGCUGCGUGAACCCACGGGCGCAAGCCGGAGGGACAGGAGAGGGCGAGUGGUGGGCGGACGGGUCGUCAGGGAUCGGGUCCGGGGUCCGGCGGCCGCGGUGGGAGUCGCAGACGCGCUGCUCGGCCUGGGUCCCCGGGCGCCGGCCCGGGCCGCUCCUGCGGCGGCCGUCAUGUGGUGCCUGCACUGCAACUCAGAGAGGACCCAGUCCCUGCUAGAGCUGGAACUUGACAGCGGUGUUGAAGGUGAGGCCCCCAGUAGUGAGACUGGCACAUCGCUGGACAGCCCCUCAGCCUACCACCAGGGUCCCUUGGUACCUGGUUCCAGCCUGAGCCCAGACCACUACGAGCACACGUCAGUGGGUGCCUAUGGGCUGUACGCAGGGCCAGGACCACAACAGCGCACACGGAGGCCCCGGCUUCAGCACUCGACCUCUGUCCUGCGCAAGCAGGCUGAGGAGGAGGCCAUCAAGCGCUCUCGGUCACUGUCUGAGAGCUAUGAGCUCUCUUCAGAUCUACAAGAUAAGCAGGUGGAAAUGCUAGAACGCAAGUAUGGGGGACGCCUUGUGACCCGCCAUGCAGCCCGCACCAUCCAGACGGCGUUCCGCCAGUACCAAAUGAACAAGAACUUUGAGCGCCUGCGUAGCUCCAUGUCAGAGAACCGCAUGUCACGCCGCAUUGUGCUGUCCAACAUGAGGAUGCAGUUCUCCUUUGAAGGCCCUGAGAAGGUGCACAGCUCCUACUUUGAGGGCAAGCAGGUCUCUGUGACCAAUGAUGGUUCCCAGCUGGGUGCCCUGGUGCCAUCAGAAUGUGGAGACCUUAGCGACCCAGCCCUCAAGUCUCCAGCACCCUCCAGUGACUUUGCAGAUGCCAUCACAGAACUGGAGGAUGCAUUCUCCCGGCAGGUGAAGUCCCUGGCUGAGUCCAUCGAUGAUGCCCUCAAUUGCCGCAGCCUACACAGUGAGGCAGUACCAGCCCCAGACACAGCACGGGCCCGGGACACUGAGCCCAAGCCAGGCCUUCAUGGCAUGGACCACCACAAAUUGGAUGAGAUGACAGCCUCAUAUAGCGAUGUCACCCUCUACAUUGAUGAGGAAGAGCUGUCACCGCCUCUGCCGCUCUCACAGGCUGGGGAUCGGCCUUCCAGCACAGAGUCGGACCUGCGGCUAAGGGCUGGGGGUACAGCCCAGGACUACUGGGCCUUGGCCCACAAGGAGGACAAGGCUGACACAGACACGAGCUGCCGAAGCACACCAUCACUGGAGCGGCCAGAGCCAAGGCUGCGGGUGGAGCACCUUCCCUUGCUUACCAUUGAGCCACCCAGUGACAGCUCAGUGGAACUCAGUGACCGCUCAGAUCGAAGCUCACUCAAGAGGCAGAGUGCCUAUGAGCGCAGCCUCGGUGGACAGCAAGGCAGCCCCAAGCAUGGCCCCCACGGUGGCCCCCCAAAAGGCCUCCCCCGGGAGGAGCCUGAGUUGCGGCCUCGGCCCCCCAGACCUCUCGAGAGCCACCUUGCCAUCAAUGGUUCAGCCAACCGGCAGAGCAAAUCUGAGUCUGACUACUCAGAUGGGGACAAUGAUAGCAUCAACAGCACAUCCAACUCCAACGAUACCAUAAACUGCAGCUCUGAGUCCUCAUCGCGGGACAGCCUGCGGGAACAGACACUCAGCAAGCAGACAUACCACAAGGAGACCCGCAACAGCUGGGACUCACCAGCCUUCAGCAAUGAUGUCAUCCGUAAGAGGCAUUACCGAAUUGGCCUGAAUCUCUUCAACAAGAAGCCUGAAAAAGGCAUCCAGUAUCUCAUUGAGCGCGGCUUCGUGCCCGACACGCCAGUGGGGGUGGCCCACUUUCUGCUGCAGCGCAAGGGCCUCAGCCGCCAGAUGAUCGGUGAGUUCCUGGGAAACCGGCAGAAGCAGUUCAACCGUGAUGUGCUCGACUGUGUUGUAGACGAGAUGGACUUCUCUGCCAUGGAGCUAGAUGAAGCCCUCCGGAAGUUCCAGGCGCACAUCCGGGUCCAGGGGGAGGCUCAGAAAGUGGAGCGGCUCAUCGAGGCAUUCAGCCAGCGGUACUGUGUCUGCAACCCUGGAGUGGUACGGCAGUUCCGAAACCCAGACACCAUCUUCAUCCUGGCCUUCGCCAUCAUUCUGCUCAACACAGACAUGUACAGCCCCAACGUCAAGCCUGAGCGCAAGAUGAAGCUGGAGGACUUUGUCAAGAACCUCCGAGGUGUGGACGAUGGUGAAGACAUUCCCCGGGAGACACUGAUUGGGAUCUAUGAGCGGAUCCGUAAGCGGGAACUGAAGACCAACGAGGACCAUGUGUCCCAGGUGCAGAAGGUUGAAAAGCUCAUCGUGGGCAAGAAACCGAUCGGAUCCCUGCAUCACGGGCUUGGCUGUGUGCUCUCUCUUCCCCAUCGACGACUGGUCUGCUACUGCCGGCUUUUUGAAGUUCCAGACCCCAAUAAACCCCAGAAGCUGGGACUGCAUCAGAGAGAAAUCUUCCUGUUCAAUGACCUCCUGGUGGUCACCAAGAUCUUCCAGAAGAAGAAGAACUCGGUGACAUAUAGCUUCCGGCAGUCCUUCUCCCUCUAUGGAAUGCAAGUCCUGCUCUUCGAGAACCAGUACUACCCCAAUGGCAUCCGGCUGACAUCUGCUGUCCCUGGAGCUGAUAUCAAAGUGCUAAUAAACUUCAACGCUCCCAAUCCUCAGGACCGGAAGAAGUUCACCGAUGACCUGCGGGAGUCUGUUGCUGAAGUGCAAGAGAUGGAGAAACACCGGAUAGAGUCGGAGCUCGAGAAGCAGAAGGGUGUCGUGCGGCCCAGCAUGUCACAGUGCUCCAGCCUCAAAAAGGAAUCAGGCAACGGAACGCUGAGCAGGGCCUGCCUGGAUGACAGCUAUGCCAGUGGCGAGGGCCUCAAGCGCAGUGCCCUCAGCAGCUCCCUGAGAGACCUCUCAGAAGCGGGGAAGCGAGGGCGUCGCAGCAGUGCGGGAUCGCUAGAGAGCAAUGUGGAAGGCUCCAUCAUUAGCAGUCCUCACAUGCGCCGGAGAGCGACCUCAACACGAGAGUGCCCAUCUCGCCCCCCCCAGCCCGUGCCUAACUCCUCCUCUCUCCUGGGUUCUUUGUUUGGGAGCAGGAGAGGGAAGCCCCCUCCCCAGGCCCACCCACCCUCGGCCCCUCCCCCAGGACCCCCUCACGCCCAUCACCCUGGGCCCUCAGAGGGCCCUCUGCUUGGGCAUCAUGCACAAUACUGCCAUGCGCAGCAGAACCCACCCCCCUAUCACCACCACCACCACUACCACCCACCCCCACACCUGCAGCACACCCACCAGUACCACCAUGGCCCACACGGGGGGCACCCCCCAUACGUGACCCAUACGCACAGCCACCCGCCCCUGCCCACAGCUCACUCUGGUCACGCAGGGCAUGCAGCGCAUCACCAUGGGCAACCCCCUGCCCCACCGCCCCCCACCAGCAGCAAGGGCAAGCCCAGCGGCAUCAGCACAGUUGUGUAGACAGCCUAGGCAGUCGCCUAUCACACACCAGGCACACACGGGCCUACCAGGCCCAGCCUCAGACCAGCCGAAGGCACCACUGUUUCCACUUCCUCCGCCCCCACAGCCUGAGUGGAUCCAUGGGCUUGCCUUCCACAGAGCAGAGCUCCCACUCUGGCUUGGCCCUGGCACCCAGUCCUCCCUCGGCCCAAGGCUGGGCCUCAGCCACCGUUGGCCUUGACACGGCGCUGACCAAGGAGAAUUGGAACUGGCUCUCACCCUGUCAGCCUCAGCCCCUCACUCUGUACACAUCUGAAAACUCAGCCUAGCAAAGAAAGCAUGAGAUACAAAAGUCAGACACAACAACCAACCCCAGACUGGCUGUGUUACUGUUCUGUUAUUGGCCGUGGGCAAAAAUAAUAAUAAUAAUAAUAAGUAGACCUGAUAUGGGUGAUGAAAAUACGUAAGUAAAUUUUAUAUAAUAUAAAUAUAUAAAUAUAUAAAUAUAUAUAUAUACAUACUGUAUAGGUAGUGUUUGUGUGUGGAAGAUAAGCAUUUCAUCCACAAAGCUAGCACUAGGGACCUCCUAAGGACUGCCACAUAAGUGACAGGAAGUCAAUCUAGAUAAAUGUGUGAGUAGACCAAAAACCCUGCUAGAACAAACCCAGAUCCUUCCAUAUUUUCAUACAAAGAAAUUCCCUCUAGCCUGGCUGAAACCUUAUACGCUCAUAACUCACUGUGCCAAGUAACAUAGCACCUGACUGUCUAAUACCCCACUUUGCUCUGUAUAGACCCCUCUUUUAUUAACAGAGUACUAUUCUAAGUAACCAGUAUUAAAACUGCAGUUAUCUCCAGUAAGCAACUAGGCAAAGCGCAGUCACCUCUACCCCAGCACUUGGGGCAACCAGUCUAGAGCUGGCUGUCUCAGGACCUCAGCCCCACAGAUCCGUGGAUACUUUAUACUGGCUGCCAUAACUUUGAAUCCCAUGCUCUACAUUCCUUCCCUCUGUACAUGGUGAGCCACACUCCCCUCCUCCACAGUCCUCCCAUGGCUCACAUGGCAGAGGGACUCAUCCCCAACACAGUGACCACUCAUCUUUGUCCACCAAUGCCAUAACCCCCUCAUCCAAUUCCCAGCCCCAGCAGGCGGGUGGCGUGAGCGCUGGGCGGCCCAGGGCAGUGUGUGUGUCCCGUGUUGUGUUGAGUGGCAACAGCGAUCACUGUAAUUCCAUGCAGCCAUGUGCUCAUGACCCCUGUGUCAUCACUGCGCCUAGCCAAUGAGUGCUUGGCCCUGGCCAGGUGAAACACCCCCUCCCCCACUGCCUCUCAUGGUCCAGUGAGCUGCCAGGCCCCACAUGCCCCAGCUGUGUUCUUGUCGCUUUCAUGUGUGACACCAUGCACUCCCUGGGGCCACAUGCUGCCCACGUUCCUGUGCCUAAGUCACCCACGGGCUAUACUUUACAGUUUCAGCCCUUCCAGCCACCGCAGCCUCCAGUGCUGUGCUCCUAAGCCCAGGACCUGAGGACUGCCUGUGGCCUCUGCCUGCGCGGAGUCCCUUUCAGAAAGGAAGGAGCUGCCGCCUGACCGUGGGCUGCGUCUAGGACCUU
Messenger RNA from Arvicola amphibius (Eurasian water vole), 5179 nucleotides. It is a transcript of the gene Iqsec1, whose product is annotated as IQ motif and Sec7 domain ArfGEF 1. Bases 252 to 3593 code for a protein of 1113 amino acids. Lineage: Eukaryota; Metazoa; Chordata; Mammalia; Rodentia; Cricetidae. The record is from RefSeq and is a predicted model, not a curated record. Gene Ontology annotation, biological process: regulation of ARF protein signal transduction; actin cytoskeleton organization. The transcript has 14 exons. Gene Ontology annotation, molecular function: guanyl-nucleotide exchange factor activity; protein binding.